UCAACCUGCGAGAUUUCCGUCGGGUUCAGCGUUUCAGAUUGCGAAUCUUUCGUAGAUGUCGUCGAUGGGUAGACCUCCACUGUCGUCUAAUUCGUUGAAGAGGAAAUGCGCCUCGUCGGAUAACGGUGGUUCCGGCAAGUGCGGUGGGUCGGAAACUGAGAAUGAAGAGGGUAGUCCUGAAGAACAGUUGAACUUGGUUGGGAACAGGGGAUACUACAAGUUCAGCAGCGUGAGGGGUCGCCCGGCGCGGAAACACGUGGAGAGGGCAUCGGAUGAUCCGGCGAUGCUGAUCGUAACCUACGAAGGGGAGCACAACCACUCGCUCUCCGUGGCGGAGACCUGCAGCCUCAUCCCUAAAUCCUUCUAGCUUCUUCCAUGUAUUUAAUUUAUUCCA
Malania oleifera is the source of this 394-nucleotide messenger RNA. RefSeq names its product probable WRKY transcription factor 7. The record is from RefSeq and is a predicted model, not a curated record. The transcript is spliced from 2 exons. Gene Ontology annotation, biological process: regulation of DNA-templated transcription. NCBI's taxonomy places the organism in Eukaryota, Viridiplantae, Streptophyta, Magnoliopsida, Santalales, Ximeniaceae. Gene Ontology annotation, molecular function: sequence-specific DNA binding; DNA-binding transcription factor activity. Bases 56 to 367 code for a protein of 103 amino acids.